AUGGUGUUUGAUUUUGAUAAGGCACUGAAUGAUUUCAAGAAUUAUGAGCAAGAAUUAAUCGAAAAAAAUUGUUCCAACCUGUCAUUCCCAAAUAUGGAAAAUAACGUCAACCAUAUAACCAUUCCUUUCCAAACAACAAGAUCUCAAGAAAAUUCGUCAAACUUGGAUGCAUUGGAGCGUCAAACGAGAAAACUUCGUUCAUCCAUCGAACGAUUUUAUUCUUUCACUCAUGGACCCAAAACACAAAGCACCAUGAUGUUAAAAGAUGAUGACGAUUAUGAUUUACAAAUUAAUCCUUUCAUUACUCGUCUAACUUUCACAUUGGCAUGUUCGAAUGAUGUAGUGAUACUUUCUGCACUCUGUGAAAAAUUUCCAAAAUUAGAAGAAUUAACUUUGGUGUGUUUUUGGAUUCCAUGUUUUGAAUUAUUACUCAACAAUGAUGUUACCACUCAUUUCGAUUUAUGGAUUUUUACAAGUCUACAAGAAUUGAAAGAAAUUUCAUUAGAAUUACCUGUCACGUACGAAGGAGAAUUGGUGGAGCAUGAUGAUGACAUUUUAAAAGAAGUAGAAACAUUUACACAUUAUCUUCAUUUUUAUACUUUGAAUCAUUAUGAAAGACUUGAAUCUGUUUUGAAACGAUAUUAUUUAUGUGUUUCCCCUCCUUGUGAUUUGGAGGAGUUGGAUCGACAUUCGAUUUGGAUGCUUCGAUGUAUAAUGAGAUCAAGUGUUUUUACUCUGCCUCAAAAGAAACAAUUAUUGGAUCGUUAUUUCCCUCUGUAUUGGUAUCCUCUCCUGUCACAUGUCUAUUUUCCAUUAGAGGAAAUUUUGACAUCCAGUGUGAAUCAAUCCUUGGUGCAGUACAUGAUUUAUUUAAUGAACAAGUAUGAAUUACCAUUGCGUUUUGAGGCAACGAGAGCAACAAUGAAAGAUUUUUGGUCGUGGUGUUGUCUCUCAUAUGGAAUGAACAUGUUUCCUCAUUUAAAACAUUUAUUGACCUUUUCCGUCAUUGAACAACAAUUUAAAAAGGCAAUUAUUCAACACAUGAAAAAGAAAAUCAAAGAUUCGACAGAAUUUGGAAUGACAUUGAGAGAGUUUCAAAUCAUUUUAGAAAAGCAGCAAGAUUUCACAACCAUGGUUUACCUGUUGGAUUUUGCACAUGAAUGUAACAUGGAAUCGUUGAACAGUGAACACAUCUUUGAAAGUUUUAGAGUUGACACUUCACAUGACAGAAUGGACAAGAAGUGUCAACCAAAGAAGAAUUUAUUUCACAUGUUAGUGUCAAGAAUUCCAAACCAAAAUUCACUCAUUCUUGAAAAUAUUCUUGAAAGACAUGUCACUUCAGACAAUUUACUUGAACUCACUCACACCCAUGACGAUGAAUAUACAUUCUCUGCCUUACAUUUGGCCAUUCUAUACCAAUAUGAUUCAUCGUUGAUUUUGAAAAUGGUUCAAAAACAACCAUUAUUGCUUCAAAUCAAAGAUCAUGAUCAUCGCAAUGACUUACACUACGGUUGCAUGUUUCUUCAAUAUUAUCAUUUGGUAACUCAAUUUUUGGAAAUGAAUCCCCAAUUACGAGUUGAAAAAGAUCGAUAUGAAAGAACGCCCUAUGAAACUUUGAAAUACUUUCAUGCAUUGGACGAUCUAUUCAUUCCACCAUCUUUGAAACCAUCAAUAAAUCCAUGA
Molecule: messenger RNA, 1683 nt
Organism: Naegleria lovaniensis
Lineage: Eukaryota; Heterolobosea; Eutetramitea; Acrasida; Naegleriidae
Exons: 2
Coding region: 1-1683 (560 amino acids)
Source: RefSeq, a predicted model, not a curated record